This is a messenger RNA of Condylura cristata (star-nosed mole), 2376 nucleotides long. RefSeq lists its product as uncharacterized. Lineage: Eukaryota; Metazoa; Chordata; Mammalia; Eulipotyphla; Talpidae. The transcript has 5 exons. The record is from RefSeq and is a predicted model, not a curated record. Bases 245 to 634 code for a protein of 129 amino acids.
GAUGCUCCGCAGAGAGGCGGGGUCCGGGUCUCCCCCUCCACCCCCUUCCGUUUAACCCUCUCACUGCCACGACGACGUCCCUCACUGGCCGGCCAGCUGGGCUGGGAGACCUGCGCCCCAGGCAUGCCUGAGUCCACCCGGCUGGGGGCCGGGUGCUCGGGUCUCAGCGCCGGCACCCGCAGCAUCCCCUCAGCUUCCCUUCCCUCACUCAGCCAUCGCACCCCAACUCAGCGUCCCCGGUACAAUGGGGAGCCAGGCUGCCCAGCCCCGGGAAAGGCAGCGCCAGAGCGGCAGCCCCGCAGCCCCAAGUCCCUGGAGUGGCAGCUGGACUCACCCCGCGGAGCGUCGGGGUGCCCAGAGAACAGACUCCGAGCCCUCGAGUCCGCUGGGGUCCCCUGCCCAGACCUUCUUACCUUCACAUAGUCCCCGCCAGCCUCCGGCUCUCCAGCUGCCCUGGAAGGACAGAAGACAGCACAGGGACCCUCUCAGGGGCCGCCCACAUGGAGACACUGCUGCUAGGUCGGUUGUUGCAGCAGGAAUCCCUCUGCCUUCCGGGUACCGGGAUGCAAGCCGGAGAGGCCCAUGGCCGGAAGUGACUGCUUUCCAGGGUGCCUCACCUGAAAGGAUGAUGUGAUGCCUGAGAGGGUCACUCGACCUGGAUCUGUUGCCUGUGGCUUACCUGACCCUUCCCUAAGGGGUCUCGGCUCAGGGUCUAGCUGAGCCGGGCCCCCAGCACAGAGCCCGGCACAGACUGGGAGCUCAAGAAACAUGUAUUGAUUAAAGGAACGCACAUUUAUUGACCUAAGGGCCAACCACUGUUAAUCGCUGUCGCCCUCAGUUCUGUGGGGCUGGCCCUGGUUCUCGGACUAGGGCAGGCCUCAGCUUGCCCCCCGUAAACAGGAAGGUGAGGCAUGUGUUCCAGGGCAGAACUACGCCUGCCCUGAGAAGCUGUCUGGCGGCCUCCGGUUCUGACAUUCCAGAGGCUUGUCGCUAGCAUCCCUCGUGCAAGUCCUUCCUGACCUCAGACGAGAGUCCCUUAGCUGUGGUACAGCAGGCCUCUAAGGCCGCUGGGCUCUCCAUCGGGGGUGCGGGUGUGAGGUGGAGCAGAGCCCGGCCCACUCGCCGCCCCACCCGCUCUUGCUUGUCCCUCUUCCCGGGUGAGGUGUCCCAUCCCAGCCCUUCCGGUCAUUCAGGCCCGGAAAUCCUCCCAGUGCUGGGAACAGGUUGGCCGGGACACUGGGAUUGCCCCCCGCACUUCCUCCUGCUUCCUGCCCACUUCCCCUCGGCGGACCGGAGCAGAGCCUCGGGGCGGGGCACCAGGCAGGGUGGGUGGCCAAUGCCAAGGGGGGUGCUCAGCACAGAGGCCCAGGCUCCUCCUCGGCUCCCCGCUUUUUCACAGCACCCCAGGGUUUCCAGGACAGCUGUGCCUGUGCACGGUCACUCCCUGCCCAGACUGUUGCCGGCCUCUCCCGGCCUCCCUGCCUCCAGGGCCUCCCUGCCUCCAGCGGUGGCACCGUGGCACCGUGACUUCUUCUCACUCCCAGCGCUGAUGCAAAGAGCUGCCCUGCUAAAAUUAAAGUCACUUUAUGAAAAUGAAAAUCAAAUCUUCCCCUUCCUCUGCUCUAACCCCCAGAGGGGGUUACUUCCAGUUUUACUUCCGCAUCUCAGCCUUCCCGAAUGUCCCUUCGCUGCUGCAACCCACCCUGGGCACGCGCCCUCCUCACCCGGGAGUUGGUCUCUGCCUCAGGCCCUGGGCACCUUGUCCUCUCUGCUGGAAUACCCGCUCCUUCCCUCCCCUUCGCAGUGACCUUCCCCAGGGGCCUCCGGCUGUAGAACCCUCUAGGGCUCUUACCUCCCUUCCUGCUUGGUUUUUCUCUCACACACUAUGCCUCUUUUUAAAAUUACUUUUUUACUGAGGUAGUGCUGGUUUACAUUGCGAUUUGUGUUUGGGGAGCCGAGGACACUCCUUCAAGUGUUCCUGCCAUGGUGCACCCCACCUACCACCAAGGCACCUGUGACCCACGCCUUCCACUGUGCUCCCUCCCUCUCCCCCUCCCCCCCUCUGGAUUCCUCCGUUCUAUAAUCAAGGAUUAGCUUUUAAGUUUGGCAUUGUCUAUUCCUUUCUUUACUUUCAUUAUAUUCCACUUGCAAGUGACACCAUCUGGUAUUUGUCUUUCUCCUUCUGACAUAUCUCGCGCAUCAUAAUCCCUCCCAGCUCGAGAGGUGAGUGGCCAUUCUGGCUGCUGAGUAGUCGUCCAACGUGUGUAAGUUCCACGUCUUCUUGCUCUCAUACCUACGCACUGACUAUCUCUCCUCCCUAGACCGUCAGCUCCACAGGGCCGGGACUGAGAUCUGCCUAAAAGCGUGCCGGGCAGU